Messenger RNA from Lottia gigantea (owl limpet), 267 nucleotides. RefSeq lists its product as hypothetical. The transcript is spliced from 2 exons. The record is from RefSeq and is a predicted model, not a curated record. The annotation marks the transcript as partial. NCBI's taxonomy places the organism in Eukaryota, Metazoa, Mollusca, Gastropoda, Lottiidae.
CGAUUAUUUCAGACAACAAGACAGAGUAUUUAUGACAGAAUAUUUGAUAGUGACAAGGGUUUUAAUCAAAUCUUACACCGAGAUGACAGAGAACAUGCCAAAUCAUUGGGGCUGAAUAUACAUCAAGAGGAAAAAUAUAAAAUUGUUCCGUCCCUUUCAUCAACAGAAUAUGGUCAUAGAUUAGAUCCUGGUAUAGAGAAGAGAGAUUCUCAACAUGUCCGUGUUGGAUAUGUACAGUCUGAGUUCUAUCGCAGAAAUAUGUUUUAA